AUGUGCCCCUCUUGCCCCGCUCUCAAGGAGGACAACCCUUCGUUUGUCCUCCACGGCAUCCACAACACCCAGUACGACGAGCGUCCCGUUCCCGAGGUCCAGAACGAUGAGGUCCUUGUUCAGAUUGCCAAGACUGGUAUCUGCGGCUCGGACGUCCACUACCUCGAGCACGGCCGCAUCGGCUCGUUUGUCGUCGACCAGCCCAUGUGCCUCGGCCACGAGUCUUCGGGCACCAUUGUCAAGCUUGGCCCCGGCGUCCCCGCUUCGUCUGGUCUGACCAUUGGUCAGAAGGUCGCCGUCGAGCCCGGAUUCGGCUGCCGUACCUGCGUGCAGUGCAAGUCGGGCCUUUACGAGCUCUGCCCCAACAUGACCUUUGCUGCGACCCCUCCCUUCACCUACGGCACGCUGUGCCGCUACUACAAGCUUCCGUUUGACAUGCUGCACCCCAUCUCGGAGCAGGUGUCGUUUGAGGACGGUGCCAUGAUUGAGCCCCUGUCGGUUGCUGUCCACUCGCUGUCCAACCUGGCCAAGAUGAAGUCGGGCGACAACGUCGUCAUCUUUGGUGCUGGCCCCGUCGGCCUGCUCUGCAUGGCCGUCGCCAAGGCGCUCGGCGCUGCCCGUGUCGUCGCCGUCGACAUCCAGAAGGAGCGUCUCGACUUUGCCAAGGCCUACGCCGCCACUGACGUCUUCAUCCCUCCCCCCAAGAACGAGGGUGAGGGCGCCGACGUCUACGCCGAGCGCAACGCCGCUGCCCUCCGUGAGGCCCUCAGCAUCCCCGCUCUCGGCGCCGGCUCGCUCGACAUCUGUAUCGACGCCACCGGUGCCCCCGUCUGCAUCUCGACCGGUCUCCACCUCCUCCGCCCCGCCGGCACCUUUGUGCAGGUCGGCAUGGGCCCCUCGACCGUGCCCCUCCCCAUGUUCGCCAUUGUCGUCAAGCAGCUCACUGUCCUCGGCUCGUUCCGCUACGGCCAGGGCGACUACCCGCUUGCCAUUUCGCUCGUCGACCGCGGCCUCGUCGACCUCAAGCCCCUCGUCACCCACCGCUACAAGUUUGCCGACGCCCUCGAGGCCUUUGAGCUCACUCGUGCCGGCAAGGACAAGGAGGGCAAGCCCGUCAUCAAGGUCAUCAUCGACGCUCCCCUCUAA
This is a messenger RNA of Apiotrichum porosum, 1146 nucleotides long. RefSeq lists its product as uncharacterized. The transcript is spliced from 3 exons. Gene Ontology annotation, biological process: D-sorbitol catabolic process. Lineage: Eukaryota; Fungi; Basidiomycota; Tremellomycetes; Trichosporonales; Trichosporonaceae. Gene Ontology annotation, molecular function: zinc ion binding; L-iditol 2-dehydrogenase (NAD+) activity. Bases 1 to 1146 code for a protein of 381 amino acids. The record is from RefSeq and is a predicted model, not a curated record.